Thamnophis sirtalis is the source of this 1227-nucleotide messenger RNA. The record is from RefSeq and is a predicted model, not a curated record. NCBI's taxonomy places the organism in Eukaryota, Metazoa, Chordata, Lepidosauria, Squamata, Natricidae.
UUUCGCCACUGCCUUCCGCGGCUGUGGCUCGGCGGAUCUCGUUGUCUUUGGGGGUCUCCCGCACCGGAGCCGGGCGGAUGCCGCCGCAGCAAGAAGGAGAAACCGGCUACAUCAGCAAGCCGCUGCCGGGCGGCUGCGAAGUGCCUCCGGUGCCCCCGCGUCGGGUCCGCAGUAGCCGAGCGGCGGCGUUGGGGGCUGCCUUGGGUAGCCGCUGCCGGGCUGGAGCCAGCGGAGGGGCCGGAGCGAUCGGAGCGGAGCCCCGGCGCAGCAUCAAGUGUGUGCUGGUGGGAGACGGCGCGGUGGGUAAAACCAGCCUGGUGGUGAGUUACACCACCAACGGCUAUCCUACGGAGUACAUCCCUACCGCCUUCGACAAUUUCUCAGGAUGAAUUUGACAAGCUCCGCCCACUGUGCUACACCAACACAGACAUCUUUUUGUUGUGCUUCAGUGUUGUGAGCCCUUCAUCUUUCCAGAAUGUGACUGAGAAAUGGGUACCUGAAAUCCGAUGUCAUUGCCCCAAGGCUCCUAUUAUUCUCGUCGGGACCCAAUCGGACCUCCGAGAAGAUGUCAAAGUACUCAUUGAGCUUGACAAAUGCAAAGAGAAGCCUGUGGUGGAGGAGACCGCAAGGCUCUGUGCUGAGGAAAUAAAAGCCGCCUCUUACAUCGAAUGCUCAGCUUUGACUCAGAAAAACCUCAAAGAAGUCUUCGAUGCAGCCAUUGUGGCUGGCAUUCACUACUCAGAUACUCAGCAACAGCCAAAGAAAUCCAAAAACAGGACUCCAGACAAGAUGAAAAACCUCUCCAAGUCCUGGUGGAAAAAAUAUUGUUGUUUUGUAUAGGGUGGUGGGUUUUUUUAUACAAAGGCCUUGGAAAUGGUGGUUUAAUCACCAAGGGUGGUUUGAGGUGACUUUGGCUGAGAAUCUCUCUCUACUCCAGAGUGCACAGUUAAGAUCCACCCCUGAACAUGCUGCUAAAAUUAUCUCUUCCCAAUGGAGAUGUGGAAGAACGUGAGCUGGGAAGCUGAGGUGGACCAAACUGAGGGUUUUCCCACUAGUGGUAGUUUCUUUGUUGAUGACUGCUGGCCUACACUUUGAUGGAACUGAAAGUUGAACCAUGAAUUCACUGUAUACAGGUGUAGGAAGAGCUAGAACCAGGAGUGAAAUUCAGCAGGUUCUGGAGAACCGGUGAUGGGAAUUUUGAGUAGUUUGGAGAACCGGCAAAUACCA